This is a messenger RNA of Galdieria sulphuraria, 2777 nucleotides long. RefSeq names its product isoamylase. NCBI's taxonomy places the organism in Eukaryota, Rhodophyta, Bangiophyceae, Galdieriales, Galdieriaceae. The record is from RefSeq and is a predicted model, not a curated record. The transcript has 7 exons. Gene Ontology annotation, biological process: carbohydrate metabolic process. The coding region runs from base 140 to 2662 and encodes 840 amino acids.
CCAUGUUAGAAUAUUCAAUAGAUGCGACAAUACACUCAACUUUUGGAUAGCCAUCGAUUAAAAAUGUCGUCGGAAUCCAUUCAUUUUUCGGUCGAUGAUACAAACUUUUUAAUUUUAGUGGAGCUGUCAAAAGUUGGGUAUGUCAAGAGCGGAGUCCUCAAAAGCUGUUGAGCUACACAGAGUACAGUCUUUCGGUCUUUUGAGGAAGACUGUUCCUCCAGUUGACGCAUCUCCUGGUAUCUGGAUUGCUAAGGAAUUUCCAGGUUUCUCCAAUCUAAAGCUGGGCAGAGGAAAUCCUCAGCCAUUUGGAGUCUCACGUGUUGCUAGUAAUGCUUUUAACUUCGCCGUGUUUUGUCGUUCUCGAGGAGUCCGUCUAUGUCUCUUUCCCCCUUUGGAGUGUGGUACACAAGGUUUACUUCAGGAUAUUGCUGCAGAGAUAGUUUUAGAUGAAGACUUUAAUGUGACUGGAGAUGUUUGGCACUGCACAGUAUACAAUGUACCCGAAAGGUCGUUGUAUGGAUUGAAGAUAGAAGGUGUACCACGAAUUAUUCUGGAUCCUUAUGCCAAAUGGGUUGUUUCAGGUGCAAAAAAUAUGUGGAAAGUAUACGAAGGAGAAUUGGAAGAGGUUAAGGUUGUAAGUGAAUAUAGAGAAACAAGUUUUACUUCCAAGUUUCCAGGUUUAAAGACCUUGAAAGAUGUCAAGUUUCCUUUUCGUCUUGGACUUAUUUCGGAACCAAAAGUAGACGAUUUUGAUUGGGAAAAUGACAAACCCCCUCAACUCUCAUACGAAGAUCUUUUCAUAUAUGAAGUACAUGUUAGAGGAUUCACUAUGCACAGCUCGAGCAAUGUAUUGGAUGCAAAGCGUGGAACUUUUCUGGGAAUGAUCGACCGAUUAGAUUAUUUGCAGUUUCUUGGAGUCAAUUGCAUCGAGUUGUUACCUAUCAUGGAGUUUAAUGAGCUCGAACUUUGUCCAUUUAAUGAACUCGAACUGAAAUACUCACCUACCACGAAUGAACGUCUUUGUAACUUUUGGGGUUAUUCUCCAAUAAGUUUUUUUGGACCCAUGUGCAAGUAUUCAACAGACUUUCUUAAAGUUGGUGUAGAACUGAAAAUGUUAGUGAAAGAAAUUCACAGAAGAGGGAUGGAAGUCAUCUUAGACGUAGUAUACAAUCAUACUGCGGAUGCUUCUGCACCAUUCCAUUUUCUGAAUGCAGCUAAUGUUUGGUACAUGCAUGAUGAGAAGGGUCCCUAUUCGAACUUGAGUGGUUGUGGAAACACCUUUAACUGUAAUCAUCCAAUUGUCUUGGAACUCAUUGUUCAGAGUCUGCGUUGGUGGGUCAGUGAAUAUCAUGUGGAUGGCUUUCGUUUUGAUGCUGCUGGAAUACUUUGUCGUGACCAGGAUGGGACUGUUCUGAAACGGCCUCCUGUAGUGGAAGCUAUUGUAAAGGAUCCAGUUUUAAAGAGUGUGAAGCUUAUAGCUGAAGCCUGGGAUGCUGGUGCGAUGCUCGAUUCUCCCAACUAUUUGAUUGGGAGUUUUCCUUUCGGAGAUUGUUGGUUGGAAUGGAAUGGCAAGUUUCGAGAUACUGUGCGUCACUUCAUUAAAGGCACUCCUGGUAUGGUUCGCGAGUUUGCCAAGGCAAUUGGAGGAUAUUUUGAUCUCUACUCGAAGCGAGCUUAUGGUCCUUGUCACAGCGUCAAUUUUAUUGCUUGUCACGACGGCUUUAGUUUGUACGAUUUGGUUGCAUACGACACGAAACAUAACGAGGCCAAUGAAGCUGGUAAUGCUGAUGGUAUUGACGAUAAUAUUUCUUGGAACUGCGGUGUAGAAGGAGAUACAGAUGCAGAGAAUGUGAAUUCUUUGAGACGACGACAACUUCGGAAUUUUAUUCUUGCCUUGGUGGUUUCGCGUGGUGUUCCCAUGAUAACUAUGGGCGACGAGUAUGGUCAUACAAAGCUUGGGAAUAAUAAUACUUGGUGCUUCGACAAUGAAUUGAAUUAUUUACUUUUCGGUGAAGAAGCGGAACAGAGACACGAUUAUUUUCUUCGAUUUGUUCGAAUGGCGUUUGCAUGGCGUCAAGCAAAUAGACUGCUUCGGUUAAGACAAUUUAUGAGCUGGCGCGAUGUACAAUGGCAUGGAUAUCGAAUAGACCAUCCUGACUGGUCAAAUACCUCACGUUUUCUAGCAUUCACUUUAAAAAAUCCAAAGGAUGGAAGGGCAUCCAUUUAUGUUGCUUUUAACUCUUCCUCCAAUUCUUAUGAAGUGCAAAUUCCAAGUGCUCCUGAGGGAAGAAUGUGGUUAAGAAUAGUGGAUACAAAUCUUCCAUCUCCAAACGACUUUUGGAGUCCUGAAGAAAGUGAUACUGUAUUAUUAGAUUCCAACUCAAAGUAUUGUAUGGUUCCAUUUUCUGCUCUCGCUUUGCACACAGUCGACCCAGAACAAGUGGUGCGUGGAGAGCCAUCGACAUCAAACAACAUGGCUAUCAGUCAAUACUUUAACUCUUCUAGUAUUCUUACGCGACCCGUCAGUAUGGAGUCCCUUGUUUCUGCAGAUUUAGAAGAACUCGAGGAGUAUUGGGAAAGUUUGAUUGCCAUGCCCUUGGACGAUAAUCAGUCGAACACAGAUAAUGAUCGCACGUCUGGUGCAGACAUGCUGACAGAAUAGUCGUUUCCAGUUGAGCUCAUGGAGUUGUUGAAUAAAGCAAAUUAUUCAUUGUUUGAAAGCAUUGAAAUUAGUUGGUCUUACUUCUGCUUUCACUUGAGGAGUUUGUUGAAGUUCU